AUAUCCAACCAGAUAGUAACGGGUGUGUACGUUGUAGGCGUCGUAAAGACAUGGCUACACAUGCUGAAAUACAGCUUUUGUAACCUUGAUUGAUCAGCUUCUUCGUUUGAGACAAACCCGAAAGAGCAACAUGCAGGCUGCUAUGGACAUCACGGCAAAGUACUGCCAGAAGGAAAUGGAGGCAUAUGGGUCAUGUGUGGCCUCCAACCCAUCAACAUGGCAGCAAAAGUGUCAUGAACUGAAAAUGAAGGUUGCACAGUGCACGUCAUCUCACCCAGUGAUCCAGAAGAUCAGACAUGACUGUUCCAAGGAGUUUGUGGAGUUUGAGCGCUGUUUGAGAGAAAACCAGGACAAACCUACCUCCUGUUCAUCACAUGUGGCCCGCUUUCUGGGCUGUGCAGAGACAGUGGACCUCAGUGGAGUGGCUGCAAGUCCAGUACCUCAACCAUCAUAGCAUUGAGACCUUUUCUAUCACCUUCAGAUUACACGUGUCCCCACAGCAAAACAAAUGGGCUGGAGACAUCUGAUUUCAUUUGUGUGACUUGAUGUAUGCAUUUGUCCUCAACAAUAAGGUGUAGGGCAUUGCUGCAGCACUGUGAGUUAGAUGGAUCACUGUUAUUAUAUUUAAUUACUGUAUCAUUUUACUUCUCUUGUAAAUGUUUUGUUCAUGUGAAAAUAGCAUUUAUACUUGUCUGUAAGUGCGGAUGCUUGGUUUGUAUUGGUUUUUAUUGAACCUUUUCAUUAAAAUUGACAUCAUACUUGUAUUACUCA
This is a messenger RNA of Toxotes jaculatrix (banded archerfish), 771 nucleotides long. Its product is annotated as coiled-coil-helix-coiled-coil-helix domain-containing protein 5. The record is from RefSeq and is a predicted model, not a curated record. The transcript is spliced from 4 exons. Lineage: Eukaryota; Metazoa; Chordata; Actinopteri; Toxotidae. The coding region runs from base 131 to 454 and encodes 107 amino acids.